Molecule: messenger RNA, 1374 nt
Organism: Symbiodinium sp. CCMP2456
Lineage: Eukaryota; Dinophyceae; Suessiales; Symbiodiniaceae
Source: the annotation of a GenBank genome assembly
AUGAGUUCGUCAAAUCCUGCUGGUGCCCCUGUUACAUCGGCGUUGGGUUCUUUGGUUGCGGAAAAUGAGUUGGUUCAUUUCCUGAAGCUUGCGCGGCCGGAGUGGUCGAAGCCACGACGCAGAGGACGUAGCGACAUCGUCCGUGUGCUAGCGAAGCUGAAGGCUGUUGGUGUCAAUGAUAUCGACACAUUGAUAAGGAAAGUGGAGAAGAACACCAUCAACGAGGAGUUGUACAAUAAAGGCCUCAUGCCCUUGAGUAGGGCAGCGCUGGAUUCCAUCCGGAAGCAGAAGACGUUCAUGCAGGCGCUUGAGUCUGUUGACGUUCCGAACAUCCGACAGGUUGGUGUUUUCGACCCUGUGGCGCAAAUGCUGUCUCGGAAGCCUUUGCCAAGUGCCUCCAGCACUUUGCGUGGACGAUCGUCUCCUUCCAAAAGAAGUGAAGAAGGGAGGAAGGCUUUACGGCAAGGCUUGCCGGCCAACACGAUUGGAGGGAUGACUGCCCCGCAAGCUGGUGAUGACAUCUCGCCGUUCAUCCCGGAUCUGCUGCCACCGGGAAAGCCGUGUCUGUUCCCACGGCUUCGAGGAUGUGCUGCCAGGCCUCGUAGGCUGUCACCGAUGCAAGAUCCUGCUUCCGCAGAUGGUUUUGCUGGUCUAUCGCUGGCCGAAGGCCGAUCGAGAUCUUUCUCCAUGACCGAUGCUGCGCUGGGACCUGGGAGUUUCAGUUCGCCGCAGAGCAAGGUGACUUGGUCUGUCACAUUGCCAGCAGGGCAGUUAGACACAGAUGAUGCAGACGGUGGUGAGACUUGGCGUGGCAUCUCGAAGAGAGCAAGCACGACGCCGUUAUUCACCGACACCGGGAUCUCCGCGCGGGUAUCGAUGCUGUCCCGUUCGCCUGACAACCACCAUCGUAGUAUUCCCACACCCCGCACGGAGGAGAUGCUUGCUCUACAGCGAGCUGGCCAGCGAAUCCUUCAAACUCUCGAGGACAGAAAAGGCUCAGCCGCAAAGUGGAGUCCCAAGAGCUGGAAAACUCCGCUGGAGCAGGGCGAGGACAUGCUACAGGAGCAGCUGGCGCUGGAUGAACGAGAGCGCAUCGUGAGACUCGUGAAAUCCAAGUCGAAUCCGUCGGAUCCUUUCAGGGGACACAUCGCGCAGAACAUCAAGCAGCGAUUGGAGAUGGCCAACAAUGACUCGACCGAGGGGCUCGCCAUCAACCAGCGUUGUCUGAAUAUUCGCAAGCAGCUGGCUGGCAUGGUGAAUGCGCGGAAGGAGUUGGCAUCGCUACGAGCAAAGGCCCAUCUCCUGAUGGAGGAGCCCCUUCUUCCCAGGUUGAUUUUGGACUCCUAUGGUCUUUACUCGGAGCUCAAUGACUGA